ACAACAAAGAUGAGCCAUAUUAGAUUGACUCAAGUUCUGAUUCACAAUAAUCCAGCGAGUUUCAACUCACCUCUGAUAUUCGACAUCACAUUCGAAUGUGUUCAACCUAUAGCUGCAGACUUGGAGUGGAAGGUAGUAUAUGUAGGAUCAGCAGAUAGUGAAAAGAAUGAUCAAUUAUUGGACAGUAUAUGGUUGGGACCAGUGAAUGUUGGAAGCAACCAGUUUGUGUUUGAGGUUGAGCCUCCCGAUUACUCGCGCAUCCCAAAGGAUGAUCUGCUAGGUGUCACCGUCGUCUUCCUUUUCUGCGCAUACAAGGGCGAGGACUUUAUCAGAGUUGGCUACUACGUUAGCAAUGAAUAUAGUGAUCCAGAGUUGGCUUCAAACCCACCAGAGACACCAGAUGUAUCGCGAGUUGUUAGGAAUAUAUUAGCAGAGAAGCCAGUUGUUACGGGAUUCCCAAUCCGAUGGGACUAA
Acytostelium subglobosum LB1 is the source of this 474-nucleotide messenger RNA. RefSeq lists its product as hypothetical. The annotation marks the transcript as partial. Gene Ontology annotation, biological process: DNA replication-dependent chromatin assembly. Gene Ontology annotation, cellular component: nucleus. The record is from RefSeq and is a predicted model, not a curated record. NCBI's taxonomy places the organism in Eukaryota, Evosea, Eumycetozoa, Acytosteliales, Acytosteliaceae. The transcript is spliced from 3 exons. Gene Ontology annotation, molecular function: histone binding.